CCCCCCCAAGCCCAGCCCAGCUCCGAGGCAACUUGGGCCGCGCCUGCCUCUCCCGGCAGUCGGGUUUACAUUCCUGCGGAGCGCCCGCUCAGGCCGGGCGUGACAUAGCCCUAAAACUUCACGAAGACUCGCUGCCGCGGGCUGGAAGAGAAGCGCUUCGGCUCCGAGGAGACGCAUCCCAGCAUCCCACCCCCUCCACCCCGCCCCGGCUCCCUCUCGGCUCUCCCGGGGCUCAGGGGUACCCCCUCCCUUUCCCCUCUCCCCUCCCCGGUUUGAACCGGACCCUCUCCGCCGCCCCGAUCCCUCCCCAACACCAUGGCAGCUCUGCCCGGGACGGUGCCUCGGAUGAUGCGCCCGGCUCCAGGGCAAAACUACCCUCGGACCGGCUUCCCGCUGGAAGUCUCCACCCCGCUGGGCCAAGGCCGGGUGAACCAGCUCGGAGGGGUGUUCAUCAACGGCCGACCGCUGCCCAACCACAUCCGUCAUAAAAUCGUGGAGAUGGCCCACCACGGCAUCCGGCCCUGCGUGAUCUCCCGGCAGCUGCGGGUCUCCCACGGCUGCGUCUCCAAAAUCCUCUGUAGGUACCAGGAGACGGGCUCCAUCCGUCCCGGAGCCAUCGGAGGCAGCAAGCCCAGGCAGGUUGCAACUCCUGACGUGGAGAAGAAAAUCGAGGAAUACAAACGGGAAAACCCCGGGAUGUUUAGCUGGGAGAUCCGAGACAGGCUCCUGAAGGACGGGCACUGCGACCGGAGCACUGUGCCCUCAGGUUUAGUGAGUUCGAUUAGCCGUGUGCUACGCAUCAAAUUCGGGAAGAAAGAGGAAGAGGAGGACUGCGACAAGAAGGAGGAAGACGGGGAGAAGAAGGCCAAGCACAGCAUAGACGGCAUCCUGGGCGACAAAGGUAACAGGCUGGAUGAAGGCUCUGAUGUUGAAUCCGAACCAGACCUGCCUUUGAAGCGCAAGCAACGCCGCAGCCGAACCACUUUCACCGCUGAGCAGCUGGAGGAGCUGGAGAAGGCCUUUGAGAGAACCCAUUACCCAGACAUCUACACACGGGAGGAGCUAGCUCAGAGAACCAAGCUCACCGAGGCCCGAGUUCAGGUGUGGUUUAGCAACCGAAGAGCGAGAUGGCGCAAGCAGGCGGGAGCGAACCAACUUGCAGCUUUCAACCACCUGCUGCCAGGGGGAUUCCCUCCCACAGGAAUGCCGACCCUCCCUCCAUACCAGCUGCCAGACUCCACCUACCCAACAACCACCAUUUCCCAAGAUGGGGGAAGCACAGUACACAGACCCCAGCCCCUGCCACCAUCCACCAUGCACCAGGGAGGACUUGCUGCAGCCGCCGCUGCCGCCGAUACCGGCUCUGCCUAUGGGGCCCGACACAGCUUCUCCAGCUACUCAGACAGCUUCAUGAAUGCUGCAGCUCCUGCCAACCACAUGAAUCCUGUUAGCAAUGGCCUCUCUCCACAGAAGCAGGGUGCCCAAAACAAGAUGCAGUGCUCCAGGUGGAACCUCACCAUAGCCUUGAACAAUCAGGUGAUGAGUAUCCUGAGCAACCCCAGCGGGGUUCCUCCACAACCCCAGGCUGACUUCUCCAUCUCUCCCCUUCACGGUGGCUUGGACACCACCAACUCCAUCUCUGCCAGCUGCAGCCAGCGGAGCGACUCCAUCAAGUCCGUGGACAGCCUCCCGACUUCCCAGUCCUACUGUCCUCCCACCUACAGCACCACCAGUUACAGCGUGGAUCCAGUGGCUGGCUACCAGUAUGGACAGUAUGGACAAACUGCUGUUGAUUAUUUGGCCAAGAACGUGAGCCUGUCCACACAGCGCAGGAUGAAGCUGGGAGAACAUUCAGCUGUUCUGGGCCUCCUACCAGUAGAGACAGGCCAAGCUUACUGAAGAGUCCGACUGUGCCAACAACCCACUCCAGCAACUUGGUAGCACUGGAGAAACACCACCAGCCUUCCAGGGAUCUACCUGUACCCAGACCCUGCUCCUUCCCAAUUCCCUUUCACCUUGCACCAACUUCAGCUGUGAAGGAGACGGGAAAGAGGGGAAAGGCUCUCCAAGUCUCCAGCUCCUCCUCAUUCCAGAGGCAAGCCUGGCCUCUGUGACCUGACUCCUCCUGUGGCCAGAGACAAUGGGUUGGGUACAUUUAUUAAUCCCAAGUUCAUACGCUCCCUCUAACCUACCUGGCCAUGGCAUUUUGCCCAUGCUUAAGGACUAUCCAUUGAUCUAGGUAGUUGGCAUAGUCAAAGCCAAAAUGAUCUUUUUUUCUUUGUAAAAAUGAAAUGUUUUCUUUUGUUUC
Messenger RNA from Pezoporus flaviventris, 2308 nucleotides. It is a transcript of the gene PAX7, whose product is annotated as paired box 7. Bases 316 to 1899 code for a protein of 527 amino acids. Gene Ontology annotation, biological process: regulation of transcription by RNA polymerase II; anatomical structure development. Gene Ontology annotation, molecular function: DNA-binding transcription factor activity, RNA polymerase II-specific; RNA polymerase II cis-regulatory region sequence-specific DNA binding. The transcript is spliced from 11 exons. The record is from RefSeq and is a predicted model, not a curated record. Lineage: Eukaryota; Metazoa; Chordata; Aves; Psittaciformes; Psittacidae.